This is a messenger RNA of Eutrema salsugineum, 1428 nucleotides long. RefSeq names its product L-ascorbate peroxidase T, chloroplastic. Gene Ontology annotation, molecular function: peroxidase activity; heme binding. Bases 75 to 1379 code for a protein of 434 amino acids. Gene Ontology annotation, biological process: response to reactive oxygen species; cellular response to oxidative stress; hydrogen peroxide catabolic process. The record is from RefSeq and is a predicted model, not a curated record. Lineage: Eukaryota; Viridiplantae; Streptophyta; Magnoliopsida; Brassicales; Brassicaceae. The transcript is spliced from 12 exons.
AAGGCAUCGCUUUAAGUCACUGACACAUGUCUUCUUAGUUUCUUCUCCUCCGCCGUUUCGCCGCCGUAGACAAAAUGGCUUUUUCUCUCUCCGCCGCUUCUCACUCAUCACUCUGCUCCUCCGCCUCCACCAAAGUCUCUCUUUCCCCCGCCGUCUCUUCCUCAGCCCCUCUCGUUGCUCUUUCUUCCUCUUCAUCACAACCACAUUCUUUCUCUUCUCUCCGAAGCGUCAAAUCUUCCUCUCUAUUUCCACAUUUCUCCUUUACUCAGAGAAAAUAUCCGAUUAAUGGGACGAAGAACAGAGGUUGUAGCACGAAAUGUGCCGCCUCUGAUGCAGCUCAAUUGAGAAGCGCUAAAGAAGAUAUCAAAGUUCUUCUCCGGACAAAGUUUUGCCAUCCGAUAUUCGUCAGGUUGGGAUGGCACGAUGCUGGCACAUAUAACAAGAACAUCGAGGAGUGGCCACAGAGAGGUGGAGCUAAUGGAAGUCUUAGAUUUGAGGCUGAGCUUAAGCAUGCUGCAAAUGCUGGUCUCAUUAGUGCGUUAAAUCUAAUUCAGCCUAUCAAAGACAAGUAUUCUAACAUCUCUUACGCCGACUUAUUCCAGUUAGCUAGUGCCACUGCAGUGGAGGAGGCUGGUGGUCCUGAGAUCCCGAUGAAAUAUGGGAGAGUUGAUGUCUCGGUACCAGACCAAUGUCCAGAAGAAGGAAGACUCCCUGAUGCUGGACCGCCUUCACCAGCUGAUCAUUUGAGAGAUGUAUUCUACAGAAUGGGACUCAAUGAUCAGGAGAUUGUUGCCUUAUCUGGUGCACAUACCCUAGGAAGAGCCAGACCAGAACGUAGCGGUUGGGGAAAACCUGAGACAAAGUACACGAAAACUGGACCUGGAGAAGCAGGGGGACAGUCUUGGACGGUGAAAUGGCUUAAGUUUGACAAUUCCUAUUUCAAGGAUAUCAAAGAAAAGAGGGACGAAGAUCUUCUCGUGUUACCAACUGAUGCUGCGCUAUUUGAAGAUCCUUCAUUCAAGAACUAUGCAGAGAAGUAUGCUGAAGAUCCGGCUGCAUUUUUCAAGGAUUACGCUGAAGCUCAUGCCAAGCUCAGCAAUCUCGGGGCUAAAUUUGAUCCUCCUGAGGGUAUCAUCAUUGACAACGACCCUGCACAAGGAACUCCAGAGAAGUUCGUAGCCGCUAAGUAUUCCACUGGAAAGAAGGAGCUUUCGGAGUCAAUGAAGAAGAAGAUAAGAGCAGAGUAUGAAGCAAUUGGAGGAAGCCCAAAUAAGCCCUUACCCACUAAUUACUUCCUCAACAUCAUUAUCGCCAUCAGCGUUUUGGUCCUCUUGUUCACUUUCUUUGGUAAUAACAACUCCGAUUACUCUGGUUUCUAAUUGCAUAAAUUAGAAAAAGUAUAUAUAUUUUUGAUUUAUCUUACCUGUA